GAUCCCGCGUCCGUUCUCGAAUUUCCGUCCUGAUAUGCGGCCAACGAACGGCUCCCAAGCUGGCACGAAUGGGCUUGUCUUCCGAUUUGGCGAUCUGUCCAUCUGGAAACCGCUGCGAAUACUUAAGACCUGCCCAGGUUCCGGAUCGACUAACGGUUGCAGGCCCUCGUCUCCUACCCUCAACUGGUCGGUCUCUAGAAGCGGCCUCCCUGAGUGUUUAGUGUCCCAGGAUGUUCAAGAACGGUCCCGAGUACGAAGAACGGCUGGCGAAGCCAUUCAUUCCUCCAACCAUCAGCCUCAAGGAGAUCCAUGAUUCUGUUCCGAAACAUCUCCUUCGCAAGGAUCCCUUGCUGUCGACGUACUAUGUCAUCCGGGACAUCGUCUGCUGCGUCGCCAUCUUCUACUUCGGCUUCAACAUCGAGACGCUGCUCAAGAGCAACUUCGGUGGCUUUGUUCCGUUGACCGCGGCGUGGCAGGUCCACCUUGCACGGACCGCGCUGUGGCUCACAUACUGGUGGUUCCAAGGUCUGUCGUUCGCCAGCUUCUUCUGCAUAGCGCAUGAGCUUGGCCACCAGACCAUGUACGAGAACCGCUACGUCAACGACACCCUCGGCUACUUUUUCCAUGCUUUCAUCAUGGCACCUUUCUUUGCGUGGAAGGCAAGCCACAAUGCCCACCAUAAAACUGUGGCCUCAAUCGAGCGCGACGAGAACUACGUGCCAUAUGAUCGCAAGGACUAUAAGCUUCCGUCCCGGGAGAAUGCCACGACCGCCGACUACCUCGAGGUUUUCGAUGAGACUCCUUUCCUCACUCUCGGCCGCAUGCUGGUGAUGCAGGGAGUAGGCUGGUGGUUGUACAUCUCGACCAACGCGAUGGGCUCCAAGAGGUAUCCCAAGGGCACGAACCACUUCGACCCCUACUCCGCGCUAUUCCGUUCCGACCAGCGCCUUGGCAUCUUCCUCUCUGACGUUGGCCUUGUCGGCAUGAGCACUAUCCUCUUUUACGCCACGAAGAUGUACGGCAUCAAGGCAUUCUUCACGUACUAUUUCAUCCCGCUCGUCCUCUGCAACCACUGGAUUGUCAUGCUCACGUACCUGCACCACUCCGACCCUACGAUCCCUCACUACCGCAAGCAGGAGUGGUCGUGGGUGCGCGGUGCGGCUGCCACUGUCGACCGCCCUCUCCUCGGCUGGGCCGGCCGGUUCUUCCUGCACAACGUCUCGCAUGACCACGUGGCACACCACUUCUUCUCGUACGCGCCGUUCUACAACCAGCCUGAGAUCACAAAGUGCGUGCGCAAGGUCCUCAGGGAGCACUACAACUACGACUCGACCAACACGUUCUACGCGCUCUUCCGCUCUUUCACCGAGUGCGUGUUCAUCGAGGACGAGGGCACUAUCGUGUUCUACAAGAACAAGUACGGCCAGACCGUGCGCGAGGUCGCGAGCGACAAGCUCAAGGAGAUCGACGCGCAGUGGAACGCCGAGGAGCAGGACAACGGCGUCCAGGUCAUCGAAUGAGCAUCGCGUUCGCAUUCGGGCUUGUGCUGUAGCACCCUGUGUAGAGUAUCCGAUCUGUCGCCUGAGGUGGGCCGGGUAACGCUGUAUGAGUCAUUUGAAUAGAAGCUGUUUCUUGGUAUGUUCGGCACAUCCAUCCAGUGUAAAAGGC
Molecule: messenger RNA, 1668 nt
Organism: Laetiporus sulphureus 93-53
Lineage: Eukaryota; Fungi; Basidiomycota; Agaricomycetes; Polyporales; Laetiporaceae
Exons: 13
Coding region: 231-1520 (429 amino acids)
Biological process (GO): lipid metabolic process
Molecular function (GO): oxidoreductase activity
Source: RefSeq, a predicted model, not a curated record